This is a messenger RNA of Anopheles coustani, 6044 nucleotides long. RefSeq names its product MYND-type zinc finger-containing chromatin reader Zmynd8 (gene Zmynd8). The record is from RefSeq and is a predicted model, not a curated record. The coding region runs from base 290 to 5593 and encodes 1767 amino acids. The transcript has 7 exons. NCBI's taxonomy places the organism in Eukaryota, Metazoa, Arthropoda, Insecta, Diptera, Culicidae. Gene Ontology annotation, molecular function: protein binding.
AGGAAGCAGAAGGUUCGAGUGACAUCUUAGUACACCGUGGACUGUAAAAUUUUUAAUUUUCUGCGUUUCUCAACCAGUGCCAAGGUUUGUAUUGGCUACCACCAAUCGUAGGUUUCGAUACAAAAAAGCGAAUGUAUGAAUUCUGGAUGUAUCUUUUUUGUGAAGUAAAGUGAAAAGUGAGCCCCGCUAAAAAAAAUAGCACGCUGUGUUGGCAGUACUGCAUAGAAAGUAAAACGAAGCAUCGGAAAAAUCGUCUUGUAACCCAUCUUUGCUGUCACCUGGACCGGGCAUGUCAUCCGGUGAAAUGCGGGUGAAAGUAACUGCGUCUGCAGACCGACAAGACGCGAUCCGCACGGCCACUGCACAGCCAGCGCCGGUAUUAGCCGUCCGUACGAGUACAACUGGAGAUGUGACUCCCAAAGCCGUUCCCGAUCGCGAUCGUGUGAUCGCAGCAGACGUCAAAAAUACAGCAGUAGCAAGUAGCAAAGAUGCUCAAGCAACGGAUAAUCCUUUCAAUGGCAUUGACUUCGGUACUAUGGUACAGAAAAUAAGAAAAGACUCUCAUAAACCCAAGUCUAAAUAUCCUACGUUCAUAUAUAAACCCAGUGAGGAGCUUCCGGACAAGUCUGAUUAUCGAAAAUCAUUCGGUACGGGUGAAAUGAGUAAUAUACAAUACAAAGUGGCUGCAAAACCCGGUACCGCGCAGGACAGUGCGGAGCGAAAUUCCAUUGUGAUCAGAAAAUGGUCCACCGAUGGAGGGUUGAAAAGCGUAGAAAAACCUAGGAAUACCACUUCCGAAUCUUCGAAAAGGAAGAGCACACACGAUCGUAGGAUUGAUUUAGCCAAUGUUGAUCAAUUAAUCGAUGAGAACGUGGCUGCCGGUGGAAAAAUGAGGAAUGUGGCCAAACAUUUCCGCAGGCAGAGCACACACAAUUUCGAGACUUAUGUUCAGCCUACCGUGAAAGAAGUUAGAAACAUCGUGCCGAGUACUGAUGCAAGCGAAAAACAUGGUACUGCCGGAAACCAACCGCAGCAAGAAAGCAGUAUUGCACAGCCGGAACCGAUAGAACCAGCGGCCCUUACUAGCAGCAUUGGUAAAGAUGAUUUCGAAGUGCAGAAUAAAAGUUUCCCUUCGGCAGAUGGGACAACAAAAGUGUCCAGGGAAAUAAAAAUUCUAAAAGAUACACAAUCCCAAUCGAAAGUUCUGGCGGGGUAUUUAGAUGACGCAUCCCAGCAAGGAAAAUUACGUAAACGUCGCUCCGACAGCGCAUCACCAGCUUGCACGAGUGCGCCUAAACAGGUGUCACCUGCUGCUGCACCUGCAGUGGCACACCGAAAGCGGCUGCAGAGCCGAUGUUCCGUCGCGGAGGACGAUCCCUCCACAGUCGGAGUCACUAAUAGACGUACUGGUAUGCGUUCAGAUAAUGAAGAAUUCAAAUUAAAGCAUCAGCGUUUCUUACACAACUUACACGACAAAGGUGCCGAAGCAAUGGACGAUUCGGUGGGAGAGGACACUUCCCAUGACCAGCCAACGACGGCGAAUGAUAGCUUAUCAUCAUUCGGUAGCGAUGGAAUAAUGUCCAUAAAACCGCUAGACGAAUCUUUUGGACCAAUAGCGGAACCUCCGAAGCCCGGCUACGAUCGCUUCUGUUUCCGUUGUAAGCAAAGCAAAGGAGAAAGUUUGGUUGGCUGCAACUCUUGUAUUCGCAGCUUUCACCAAGGCUGUACACGACCGAUGUACAACGAUGACAACUGGACCUGUCAGGAGUGCAAAUCAUCGUCAUUGGCGCAUGAAACCAAUCCUUUUCCUACCGAAGGCUACGUUAACUUGCACGAUUGCCUGCAGUAUGUCCUAGAGAUGCUGUUGUGUAAUCAUGAAGCGAACCGUUUAUUCAAUCCUUUGGAUAAGGCAGCGAUUAAGUCAUAUGAACGAGUAACACAUCAUAUGGAUUUAGUGGAAAUAUCAAACAAGUUGAAGGCAAAACAAUACAGUACAACAGAAGAGUUUUUGGCAGACUUGAACUGGAUUGUACAUAACAUAACAAUAUGUUCUGACAAUUCUAAAACAUUAAGUGUGGCUAAGGUGUUGUAUAAAGUUGGCAGAUUACAGAUCGUAAAUAUGGAAACGUGUCGUGAGUGUUAUAUGAAUGUUCACAGAAAGCAGGCGACAUGGUUUAAAGAAGCCUGCAAGAACCCGCACUUGUUGGUAUGGGCCAAGUUAAAGGGGUUUCCGCACUGGCCCGGAAAGCUGAUGAGCGUGAACGCUAACAAUCAGGCGGAUAUACGAUUUUUCGGGGAACACGACCGUGCCUGGGUGUCGGUGAAGGAUUGCUACCUGUUUUCGAAAGAAAGUCCUAAUCCACAGAAAUCUGCAAAGAAACAGCAACUGAGUGAGAGCUUAUUUGAGGCAGGGGAGCAUAUCGAAAACCUUAUUAAACGUUUUGGGUCGUUUAAUUAUGCUCCAUACCGCACUCCUUUGGACCCCACCCGUAUCGACGACCAUUUGAAGGAGAUGGUUCCCAAUGCAUUUGAAGAAAACAGAUCCAACGCACCUAUGAUAAAGAUAAAAAUUGUAAAUAACCACGGAAAGAUGACUGCUCAUACAUCGAAGGGAUCAAUUGGCGAAUCACCAUCGUCUACUGGAACAGUAUCGAUGGAUAUAUCUUCUUCUACUGAUUCUGCCAACAAACCAAACCAAAAGCGCGUCACGCGCAGGGCGUCGAAGGCGGCGAUGCUGAAUGAUGAUGAGGCAAAAGUGGUACCGGAAACAGAAAGCGAUGUAAAAGUCGCAAAGAAACGAAAGAGUGUAUGCUUCCAAAAACCAUCCCCCUCGGAAUCUGAAUCGGUUGGCAAGCUGGUUAUACAUCGCAAUUCUGGAAACUGGGCAACGGAAAACAUCUCUAAGCGCCGCAAGUCGGUUAUGGUUUCCCCAGCGGAAAACAAAAGCAAAGCAAAGAACAGCUCGGAUGCGAAUGGGACGGACAGUAAUGUUAAUAUCGCCGAGGUAACAGAUAACCAAACCCCGCCUGAGCAAGAUGACAACAGGUUGAACGAGUCUCCUUUACCUCGUAAAAAUAACGAGCAGCUUGAAGCUAAUGUAUCUAAAGAAAUUCCACCUACUGCCACAACCACACGUAAUAAAGCCUGCAAUCCUUCGCCAGAUUCCAGCAAUGCUGAAGUAGUACCUUGCGUCCCAAUACCGAUAAAGGUAGAAAAACUUGACGACGAGUAUGAAAAGGCAUCGCUAUCUGGCGGUUCCCCUGAAAGCAUCUCCGCAGCCACUGUGCAACAGACGCAUGAACGAGGUCGCCCUGCUCCCGUAUCGGAAAAUAUUUCCAAAAAUCAAAAGGCGAGAAAAUCUUUUCCUGGGGUGGCCCGAAAUAGUGUUGGUCCGGUCUCGAUAGGCAAAUCGAGCACAAUGAUGACCAUCGUUCCGAAGGCCAGUGUACCGGAAAGUAAUUCGCCAAUAAUAUUGGUACCAAAUAUUACGGCGGAAGCUGUCCGUCUCACCAAUAAUUGCACUGCGUCGUCGAAUGGUACGGUUGGCAACAAGGAGGCCUCAAAGAUACCAGUUUCCACCUCGUGUACUGUUGUUCCGGCAAGCUCUACCAACAUUCAGCUUCCUUCCAGCAAACAAAAAACAACAGUCGUCAGAGCAUCAAUGGUGCUGUUGCCAAACCUUGAAAAAUCCAUCGAUACUCAAUCGCCUCCUACGGGGCUGCAAAGCGUGCCUAGCAACAACCAACAGCCCCGACUGGCAUCAGUUUCCGUGGCGGCGACUCAACCUGCUAAGCAGCAAUUCGCGGUACUGCAAAGUGAAGUCCUAAGUAAACAACACCCUAUGGCGGCACCAGUUUCAAUUCCGACAACAGGAGCUUCCGUAAAGGAACCAACUCAAACGUUAAUACAACAAAGUGUAUCCAGCAGCAGUAAGCAACAUCUUGGCGUGGCACCAGCAUCCGCUGCGAUUCCCGGCCUCAGGCAUCAGGAAUUGCCACUAAACGUGCAAAAUAUUGCUAACUACAAACAACCGUUUCGUAUGUCGCCAGUUUCCGUGCCGGCAUCGGGCGUCCCAUCGGUGACCACUGAAUUGGCGCCUGCAACAUCUGCGCCACAACAGUCAACUGUCUCUACUGGAAGUGUAAAUAGUCCUCGGUUGAUGCUCCGAAAUUGUGGAACUGUAAACAAUUCAAAUGCCUGCAGCUCCCUCCCAGAGGAUCAAGAUGUCAUCGUGAUUGAUGAAGGAUCCCCAGAGCCAUCUCCAGCUGCUGUAAGAUCGAAUAUGAAAAGAAAAGGUUCACAGCGAAAUUGCACCCUGCCGCCUUUGCAACCCAAACCGAGUGGUUCCCAAGAAGGAGAGCUUGAGAGCAACCUAUCGUUUACCGAACUACUCGAUAACUAUGCUAGUCAGGUCGCCGAAAAAUCUCGCGGUUUGCUCGAGCACACCUUACGGCAGCUAGCAGAUGACGGAUUGUUGAAAGCGAAGGUUGUUCAGCUAACAUUGGAGCUUGAGCAGACCAGACAACAGCAUAGUCUGACGAUCGAAAGACUAAAGAAAGAGCAUAAAGAUCAGAUAGAAACUUUGCGGCUUGACAAAAUUCGAAGCGUGGCUAAGGCGAAAAAGGCCAUGUGGUGCCGAAGCUGCCAUCUCGAGGCAAAUUUUUAUUGCUGUUGGAAUACGGCCUACUGCUCGGACAAGUGCCAGAUGGAUCACUGGCCCCAGCACGAACCUGCCUGCGAGCAGAUGAAGAAAGGAACGAAGAUUAACACUGUUCCAAGGUCUCCGGAAGGAAGUGGUUCAUUCGUCAGCCCGUACCCUUCGUCCUCAAAGGCUAAAGUUCAGGUACGCCAACGAAUGCCAGCCAGUUCCCCCACGACCAUCAAAACAACGCCUGGCGUGCAUCAGGAUCAGCACUUUUCGCACUCUGGAAGUAUGAGGAUGGCACCGAACUCAUCGAUGGUGGCUCGCCCGGGCGCUAAUAAUGUUGCCGGGGGUUCAAACAUUUACACUACACCCCGAAUCCAUUCGGUCCAAAGUCACGCAACCGGGUUCGACUCUCAUCCCUAUUCUAAUAACGUGAAUGGUGGUGGUAGUGCAAAACCAUCAGCAACAACGGGAUCGUCUCAAACGCAACGAAAGCAGCUACAAACUAGCCCUACAUCAAUUGCUACCCGCGAUACACCGGCUGGUGAAUUUAGUACAGAGAGAAGGUUGCUGGCUGGCUAUACACUUGCCUCCACUUGCGUGAGCAAUAGCAAUCCGGGAAGACCUAUAUCGACGGCACCGCUGACGCCCACAAUGCCAACAAUAACGUUAACACCAACCGGACGCGAUAGCAACCCCUCCACCACUGCCAGCCGUUCAAGCGCACCGAGCGUAUGGAAUCAAAUCGUCGUGCAAUCGGCUUCGGGCAGCGCUACUUCCACCGGUGAAUCGUUCUUCGACCCGCCGGUCUACAGAAUCGGAACGAUACACUCUGCUGCCAUCCUUGGGUGCGUUCCGAAUGCAACCGGUACUGGCAGCAAAAAUAGCUCCAAUGGGGAGACAGGAUCGAGCCCCCCCAACACGACGGUGCGUCGUCAUCCACGAUAGUAACAAAAACAAGCGGGCAGCUAUCGGUCGUAUGAUAUGAACAGAUUUCCUGCGAGUUCAAUGACGACGGUCAAUGAUUUUGCAGCUUCAGUUUACCGAAACGAACAAACAAACAAAACAAGCUCAGCUUAUUUUUCUAUACUCUUACUCUUUUUAUAAUCAAAUGUUUAAGAAUUCUCUAAUUUUAUUUUACAAACUAAAUAUCAUUGCUUUAUUUGAAGCAGGCAAUCAUCGAAACAAUUCGAUUAACAAAACAAAAUUACAAUUAUGAAGUUAUUCAGACCUUUUUUUCAAUUUGAACUAAUGAUAAAGGGCAAAAUGAACAAUUUGCGACGAUAAGUAGGAUUAAACGAUGUACAGCUUUAAUAAAAGAGAAAAACGUAUUUACGUUUAAACAACAACUUUAAGCGAUAUUGAAUAUACUUUCCUAAGAAAGAAUGUAAGAAAUGAA